UUCGUUUAUCGGCAAUGGAGACUGUUCGUGUUUUCAUCUUGCUUGCCUGGAUUAUUCUGUGUAACUUCGCUGACAGUGGAAAAAUCGGAGAGUGCCCGGAAAGCUGGACGCAAGUUAGCAGAAAGUGCUUCAAGUUUGUGGAACUAGAACAAAGUAGAUAUGUGGCACAUGAGGCAUGUAGCAAUGGCUCAUCUUCUUUGGCAAAGUUAAGCAAUGAUGAAGAGAACAAAGCUGUUCAAGAUCUUAUCAGCGGCCACGGUUAUGCCUGGAUCGGAAGCUAUUAUAAGAACACACAUAUUGAUCAGCCGGACUACUUUAACAUGCCUGAAAUAUAUCGUUCAAUGGAAGACCGAUGCACAAUAAUGUUGGCAAGAACUGGCAGAUGGCAACAUCUCGCUUGUUAUAGAAAAGGCCCUUAUGUAUGUGGAAAACAGGCUCCUUGUGAACCUGGAUGGGCUGGAGAUAAAUGUGAACGCCGGACUCACUGUCACCUUGGACAUUUCGGUAAUGAAACAACCAAUAUGUGUCCGUACGGAUGCGAACCAGGAUGGAUUGGAAAUUUGUGCUAUAAACAUCACGAGAGACCUACAGUGGCGUCGUUUUACUGUAUGAAACUGAGGGAAGGCUACUCCAUGAUGGUUUUUUUGGACUGGAAAGGUGUCUCCUACUCGAAUGUUGGAGCUGUGAACGCCGAAGGGGCGAUAAGUUCAAACUGUACCAAGAGCAGAUUUGCGAGGAAUGAGGAUGGACAAAUGUAUCUAAAUGUUCACAUUCAAAACGUGUCGGGGGUUUUGGAACAGGAUUGCCCGGCGGACACAAUCGCUGAUGGGAUCCUGCAAUGGACGUUCAGAUUUCAGAUGACAAAGGGCAUGGUGUCGUUUGAAGAUGAGGAACUUCAAGUCCAGUGUGAUCUGUCUGAAGCUGAUGCUGCAUAUAACUCUGAGGAAGUCGAGAUAGAGAAGGUCCGAGGGAGGUCCUUAACUGCUGCUGCACAAAUUAGUGUUAAUAUACGGACGUACAUAGCAAAUCCUGAAACACUGGAACCGGCCACAAACCUCAGCCUUGGUGUUCCCGUCAUACUGGUGGCCACACGUCCUGAAGUUGAUAAUGUCGUCAAUCCGUUUUUUUCCCCUCGAAACUGCCAAGCUGCAUCUCCCGAUGGGAAGCUUUUUAUACCACUACAAAACUCGAGAGGUUGUCCUGUGAAUUGGAGAAUUCGAAAGACGGAAUCUGAUCACGGUCUUCUUGUUUCGGAGAUGUUUCGCAUGUUUCACUUACCAGGAUACACUGAAGUGGUCUUCAGUUGCACAUUUGCGCCCUGUUUCACCGUUUUCCAGUAUUGCUUUGAGCGAUGCUAUGAAUACUAUGGAUAAACGGACCUAUGGAACGAGGAACGAUGUAAACAGCA
This is a messenger RNA of Haliotis rufescens (red abalone), 1408 nucleotides long. RefSeq lists its product as uncharacterized. The transcript is spliced from 13 exons. The record is from RefSeq and is a predicted model, not a curated record. NCBI's taxonomy places the organism in Eukaryota, Metazoa, Mollusca, Gastropoda, Lepetellida, Haliotidae. The coding region runs from base 15 to 1373 and encodes 452 amino acids.